CAGUGUCCCAUGUGAUUGAGCGAUGUCUAUACCGCCGUAUAUGAUUCCGCCCAACGCCUGGGCCGCCCAACUGAUAGCCCAGCAGCAGGCGUACGCGGCGGCCCAUGCACAGCAUGCUCAGCUGCAUGCCCAGCAGCAGAUGGCUAACCAGAUACAGCAAAUCCCUCCGCCGGGCGCACCUUUGCCGUCUGCGGGCCACGCCAAUGGCAUUCCGGUGCCGGCAGUGGGCGUGCCGCAGCCACAGCUGGGUCAAAUACCCACACCCAAACCCGACAUUCUCACCGAGGACAAGCUGCAGGAGAAGGCGAUGAAGUGGCAGCAACUGCAGUCGAAGCGAUUCGCAGAGAAACGCAAAUUUGGCUUUAUUGACACACAGAAGGAGGACAUGCCGCCGGAGCAUAUACGUAAAAUUAUUCGGGAUCAUGGUGAUAUGACCUCUCGCAAGUAUCGUCACGAUAAGCGAGUUUACCUGGGUGCACUCAAAUACAUGCCGCAUGCUGUGCUGAAGCUGCUCGAGAAUAUGCCCAUGCCGUGGGAACAGAUCAGGGAUGUGCAGGUCCUGUAUCAUAUUACGGGUGCCAUUACCUUUGUCAAUGAGAUACCCUGGGUCAUUGAGCCAGUUUACAUUGCUCAGUGGGGCACCAUGUGGAUUAUGAUGCGUCGUGAGAAGCGCGAUCGUCGUCACUUUAAACGAAUGCGUUUCCCGCCCUUUGACGAUGAGGAGCCGCCGUUGGACUAUGCGGACAACGUUUUAGAUGUCGAACCGCUGGAGGCCAUACAAAUUGAGCUAGAUAACGAUGAAGAUAAUGCCGUCUACAAAUGGUUCUAUGAUCAUAGACCCUUAGUCGACACGCCGUUUGUGAACGGCUCCACGUACCGCAAGUGGAAUCUAUCUCUGCCACAGCUGGCAACCCUUUAUCGCCUGGCCAACCAGCUGCUGACUGACCUGGUCGACAAUAACUUCUUUUAUUUGUUUGAUCCAAAGAGUUUCUUUACCGCUAAGGCGCUUAACAUGGCCAUACCAGGUGGCCCAAAGUUUGAGCCGCUGAUCAAGGAUCACAAUGUUGGUGACGAGGACUGGAACGAGUUCAAUGAUAUAAACAAGGUUAUUAUAAGACAGCCCAUUCGCACCGAGUAUCGUAUUGCGUUUCCAUAUCUGUACAACAAUAUGCCACAUUUUGUGCAUCUAAGCUGGUACCAUACGCCCAAUGUGGUCUACAUCAAAACCGAAGAUCCGGACUUACCGGCCUUCUACUUUGAUCCACUUAUCAAUCCCAUUUCACAUCGCAAUGCCAAUUCUAAAAUCCAAGAGCCAUUGCCCGAUGAUGAUGAGGACUUUUCGCUGCCCGAUGAUGUGCAGCCCUUCUUGCAGGACACACCGCUCUAUACGGAUAAUACAGCCAAUGGCAUUGCGCUGUUGUGGGCACCGCGUCCGUUUAAUAUGCGCUCGGGACGUUCACGUCGCGCUAUCGAUGUGCCGCUGGUUAAAUGCUGGUACAAGGAGCAUUGUCCACCUGGUCAUCCGGUCAAGGUGCGCGUCAGCUAUCAGAAGCUGCUCAAAUACUAUGUGCUCAAUGCCCUGAAGCAUCGCAAGCCGAAGCCACAAAAGAAGCGAUAUUUGUUCCGCUCCUUUAAGGCGACUAAAUUCUUUCAAACAACCACCUUGGAUUGGGUUGAGGCUGGACUACAAGUGUGUCGCCAGGGCUAUAACAUGCUCAAUUUGCUUAUACAUCGUAAGAAUCUAAACUAUCUGCAUUUGGACUACAAUUUCAACUUGAAGCCGGUAAAGACGCUGACUACCAAGGAGCGUAAAAAGUCACGUUUUGGCAAUGCUUUUCAUUUGUGCCGUGAGAUUCUGCGCCUGACCAAACUAAUCAUCGAUUCGCAUGUACAGUAUCGUCUCAACAAUGUGGACGCCUUUCAGCUGGCUGAUGGCCUGCAGUAUAUCUUUGCACACGUUGGCCAGCUAACAGGCAUGUAUCGCUACAAGUACAAGCUAAUGCGACAGAUACGCAUGUGCAAGGAUCUGAAGCAUCUGAUCUACUAUCGCUUUAAUACGGGACCAGUGGGUAAGGGUCCUGGUUGUGGCUUCUGGGCACCGGGUUGGCGUGUUUGGUUAUUCUUUAUGCGUGGCAUAACACCGCUGCUGGAGCGUUGGCUCGGCAAUCUGUUGUCGCGUCAAUUCGAGGGUCGUCAUUCGAAGGGAGUCGCGAAGACGGUGACAAAGCAACGUGUCGAAUCACAUUUCGAUUUGGAGUUGCGUGCCUCAGUUAUGCACGAUAUUGUCGACAUGAUGCCCGAGGGCAUCAAGCAGAACAAGGCGCGCACCAUACUCCAGCAUCUGUCUGAGGCUUGGCGCUGCUGGAAGGCCAAUAUACCGUGGAAGGUGCCCGGUCUGCCCAUACCCAUUGAGAACAUGAUUCUGCGCUAUGUCAAAAUGAAGGCCGAUUGGUGGACAAAUACGGCUCACUACAAUCGUGAGAGAAUACGCCGUGGCGCCACCGUCGACAAGACUGUGUGCAAGAAGAAUUUGGGCCGUUUGACACGUCUGUAUUUGAAGGCAGAGCAGGAACGGCAACAUAACUACCUCAAGGAUGGCCCGUAUAUAUCGCCCGAGGAGGCGGUCGCCAUAUAUACCACAACGGUGCAUUGGCUGGAGUCCCGCCGCUUUGCACCAGUCCCCUUUCCACCCCUCUCCUACAAGCACGAUACCAAGCUGUUGAUUUUGGCUCUGGAGCGCCUCAAGGAGGCAUACAGUGUCAAGUCACGUUUGAAUCAAAGCCAGCGCGAGGAGCUCGGCCUGAUUGAGCAGGCUUAUGAUAAUCCCCAUGAGGCACUCUCCCGCAUCAAGCGUCACCUGCUAACACAGCGCGCUUUCAAGGAGGUGGGCAUUGAGUUCAUGGACUUGUAUAGUCAUUUGAUACCUGUGUACGAGGUCGAGCCACUGGAGAAGAUUACGGAUGCUUACUUAGAUCAGUAUCUGUGGUAUGAGGCAGACAAGCGCCGCCUCUUUCCGCCAUGGAUUAAGCCCAGCGAUACGGAACCACCGCCAUUGCUGGCCUACAAGUGGUGUCAAGGCAUCAACAAUCUGCAGGAUGUCUGGGAUGUGGGUGAGGGUGAAUGCAAUGUGUUGCUCGAGUCGCGCUUUGAGAAGCUGUACGAGAAGAUUGAUUUGACCUUGCUAAAUCGUCUGCUGCGUUUGAUUGUCGAUCACAACAUUGCUGAUUAUAUGACAGCCAAGAAUAACGUGGUCAUCAACUACAAGGACAUGAAUCAUACCAACAGCUAUGGCAUCAUACGCGGUCUACAGUUCUCUUCCUUUAUAACGCAGUACUACGGACUUGUUUUGGAUCUGUUGGUCCUGGGCCUGCAUCGCUCCAGCGAAAUGGCUGGCCCACCGCAGAUACCAAACGAUUUCCUAACAUUCCAGGACGCCGGCACAGAAACAGCGCAUCCCAUACGUCUUUACUGUCGCUAUGUGGAUCGUAUACAUUUGUUCUUCAGGUUCUCAGCUGAAGAGGCGCGAGACCUGAUCCAGCGUUAUCUCACCGAGCACCCGGAUCCUAACAAUGAGAACAUUGUGGGCUAUAAUAACAAAAAGUGUUGGCCACGCGAUGCGCGCAUGCGUCUGAUGAAGCAUGACGUUAAUCUUGGUCGUGCUGUCUUCUGGGAUAUCAAGAAUCGUUUGCCCCGCUCGGUGACCACCAUUGGCUGGGAAAGCACAUUCGUUUCGGUCUAUUCCAAGGAUAAUCCAAAUCUUCUCUUUAAUAUGAGCGGCUUCGAGUGUCGCAUACUGCCAAAGUGUCGCACCCAAAACGAGGAGUUCACGCAUCGUGAUGGCGUCUGGAAUUUGCAGAAUGAAAUAACCAAGGAGCGCACAGCUCAGUGCUUCCUGCGUGUGGAUGAUGAGUCACUGGGACGUUUCCAUAAUCGUGUGCGACAGAUUUUGAUGGCCUCCGGUUCCACGACAUUCACAAAGAUUGUCAACAAAUGGAAUACAGCGCUUAUUGGCCUCAUGACCUAUUUCCGUGAGGCUGUGGUCAACACACAGGAGCUGCUGGAUCUGCUGGUCAAGUGCGAAAACAAAAUACAGACUCGUAUCAAGAUUGGCUUGAACUCCAAAAUGCCUUCACGUUUUCCGCCCGUUGUGUUCUACACGCCCAAAGAGUUGGGCGGCCUGGGCAUGUUGAGUAUGGGUCAUGUGCUGAUUCCACAAUCCGAUCUGCGCUGGUCCAAGCAAACCGAUGUUGGCAUUACGCAUUUCCGCUCCGGUAUGUCGCAUGACGAGGAUCAGCUUAUACCAAAUCUGUAUCGCUACAUACAGCCGUGGGAGAGUGAGUUUAUUGACUCGCAGCGCGUUUGGGCCGAGUAUGCGCUGAAGCGUCAGGAGGCAAAUGCACAGAAUCGUCGGCUUACCCUGGAGGAUUUGGAAGACAGCUGGGAUCGUGGUAUACCGCGCAUAAAUACGCUCUUCCAGAAGGAUCGGCAUACGCUGGCCUACGACAAGGGCUGGCGCAUACGUACAGAGUUCAAGCAGUAUCAGGUGCUCAAGCAAAAUCCCUUCUGGUGGACGCAUCAGCGGCACGAUGGCAAACUGUGGAAUCUGAAUAACUAUCGCACAGAUAUGAUACAGGCGCUGGGUGGCGUGGAGGGUAUUCUGGAGCACACACUCUUCAAGGGCACAUACUUCCCCACCUGGGAGGGUUUGUUCUGGGAAAAGGCAUCCGGCUUUGAGGAGUCCAUGAAGUACAAGAAGCUGACAAACGCUCAGCGUUCCGGUCUUAACCAGAUACCCAAUCGUCGCUUUACACUCUGGUGGUCACCGACCAUUAAUCGCGCGAACGUCUAUGUGGGUUUCCAGGUGCAGUUAGAUUUAACGGGUAUUUUCAUGCACGGCAAAAUUCCCACGCUGAAAAUUUCGUUGAUUCAAAUCUUUCGUGCUCACUUGUGGCAAAAGAUACACGAAUCCAUUGUGAUGGAUUUAUGUCAGGUGUUUGAUCAGGAACUGGACGCCCUCGAGAUCGAGACAGUGCAAAAGGAGACAAUACAUCCCCGCAAGUCAUACAAAAUGAACUCAUCCUGUGCGGACAUCCUGCUCUUCCCAGCCUACAAGUGGAACGUAUCGCGUCCGUCGCUACUGGCGGACACCAAGGAUACCAUGGACAAUACAACCACACAGAAGUAUUGGUUGGAUAUACAACUGCGUUGGGGCGAUUAUGAUUCGCACGAUGUGGAGCGUUAUGCGAGAGCCAAGUUCUUGGAUUACACCACGGAUAACAUGUCCAUUUAUCCAUCGCCGACGGGCGUGCUAAUUGCCAUAGAUUUGGCCUACAAUCUGCACUCGGCCUAUGGCAAUUGGUUCCCCGGCUGUAAAACGCUCAUACAACAGGCCAUGGCCAAGAUUAUGAAGGCCAAUCCGGCGCUUUAUGUGUUGCGUGAGCGCAUCCGUAAAGCACUGCAGCUAUACUCCUCGGAGCCAACGGAGCCGUACCUGAGCUCUCAGAAUUAUGGUGAAUUGUUCUCGAAUCAGAUCAUUUGGUUUGUGGACGAUACGAAUGUGUAUCGCGUGACCAUUCACAAGACCUUUGAGGGCAAUUUGACAACGAAGCCGAUCAAUGGUGCCAUCUUCAUAUUCAAUCCACGCACCGGACAGCUCUUCCUCAAGAUUAUUCACACGUCGGUGUGGGCGGGCCAGAAGCGUUUGGGCCAGUUGGCCAAAUGGAAGACGGCUGAGGAGGUAGCAGCUCUCAUCCGCUCGCUGCCCGUUGAGGAGCAGCCCAAGCAGAUUAUUGUCACGCGCAAGGGCAUGUUGGAUCCACUCGAAGUGCAUUUACUUGAUUUCCCCAAUAUUGUCAUCAAGGGUUCGGAGUUGCAGUUGCCCUUCCAGGCAUGUCUCAAAGUCGAGAAAUUUGGUGAUCUUAUUCUAAAGGCCACCGAGCCACAAAUGGUAUUGUUCAAUCUCUACGAUGACUGGUUGAAGACAAUAUCCUCGUAUACAGCGUUCAGUCGUCUCAUUCUGAUACUGCGUGCCCUGCAUGUCAACACUGAGCGCACCAAGAUCAUCUUGAAGCCCGACAAGACGACCAUAACGGAAGCACAUCACAUUUGGCCCACGUUAACGGACGAGGAAUGGAUCAAGGUGGAGGUGCAGCUGAAGGAUCUCAUUCUCGCCGAUUAUGGCAAGAAGAACAAUGUGAAUGUUGCCUCGCUGACACAGUCCGAGAUCCGUGACAUUAUACUCGGCAUGGAGAUUAGUGCACCAUCCGCCCAGCGUCAACAAAUCGCUGAAAUCGAGAAGCAGACCAAGGAACAGAAUCAACUGACGGCAACAACGACGCGCACAACAAACAAACAUGGUGACGAGAUUAUCACCUCGACAACAUCCAACUACGAGACUCAAACAUUCAGUUCCAAGACGGAGUGGCGCGUCCGUGCAAUUUCCGCCACUAAUUUGCAUCUACGCACGAAUCACAUUUAUGUGAGCUCCGAUGACAUCAAGGAGACGGGCUACACAUACAUUCUGCCCAAAAAUAUAUUGAAGAAGUUCGUCACCAUAUCUGAUCUGCGCGCCCAGAUCGCUGGGUAUUUGUAUGGUGUCAGUCCGCCGGAUAAUCCGCAGGUGAAGGAGAUCCGUUGCAUUGUGAUGCCGCCACAAUGGGGCACCCAUCAGACGAUCAAUUUGCCCAAUGCUUUACCCACGCAUCAGUAUCUCAAGGAUAUGGAGCCACUGGGCUGGAUACACACGCAACCGAACGAAUUGCCGCAAUUGUCGCCGCAGGACAUAACGACGCACGCGAAGAUUAUGCAAGAGAACUCCAACUGGGAUGGCGAAAAGACAAUUGUCAUCACAUGCUCGUUUACGCCCGGCUCGUGUUCCCUGACUGCCUACAAGCUGACACCAUCUGGCUUCGAGUGGGGCUCCAAGAACACCGACAAGGGCAACAAUCCUAAAGGCUAUCUGCCGUCGCAUUAUGAGCGCGUCCAGAUGCUGUUAUCCAAUAAGUUCCUCGGCUUCUUUAUGGUGCCGGCGCAGAGCAGUUGGAAUUAUAACUUUAUGGGUGUGCGGCACGAUCCGAACAUGAAAUACGAACUGCAAUUGGCCAAUCCUAAGGAAUUUUAUCACGAACUGCAUCGCACAUCGCAUUUCCUGCUCUUCUCAAAUCUCGAGGAUGGCGGCGAUGGCGCCGGCGCUGAUCGUGAGGAUGUUUAUGCAUAAUUUACAACAACUGCGGGAGGACGGAUUAGUCACCAACAGAAAAUCGGAUAUGUAACCUGAGGACACUUUUAAUUCUUCUUCCUUCUAAGUGCAAACCAUUUUUUAUAACCCUGGAUAUCCUGAUUCAUUACAAUAAAACAAAAAUCAAAUUUAA
This is a messenger RNA of Drosophila grimshawi, 7370 nucleotides long. RefSeq names its product pre-mRNA-processing-splicing factor 8 (gene Prp8). Gene Ontology annotation, molecular function: U2 snRNA binding; metallopeptidase activity; U1 snRNA binding. The transcript is spliced from 13 exons. Bases 23 to 7216 code for a protein of 2397 amino acids. Gene Ontology annotation, biological process: mRNA splicing, via spliceosome; spliceosomal tri-snRNP complex assembly. The record is from RefSeq and is a predicted model, not a curated record. Gene Ontology annotation, cellular component: U5 snRNP; catalytic step 2 spliceosome. Lineage: Eukaryota; Metazoa; Arthropoda; Insecta; Diptera; Drosophilidae.